AUGGCGAACGCUCCCCCUCUGGAAGCGGCCCUCAUCCGGCCCGGGGAAGGCUCCGCCGUGCCCGCCCUACGCGUCUCGGAGUCUCCUGGCCUCGGAGACAGCCCCCGCAGUCCGUCCGACCGCGGCACCAAACUGCAUUGUCACACGGCCGUCCGUUACGCUGCGCCAAGCAACACAACGCGAGGCAAAUUUCUCCGCACGCUGCCGGUCCUCUUUGUUCUCUGUUUGGUCAGUUGUGUCGUCCUGAUCUACGUCGCUCUCCACAUUCUGCCGUUGCUCGGCUUCGCGCCUUGCGUGGAUGGCGACCUAGACUGUGUCCGAGACAGCGGGGCCUUCUCGCGCGGCCUUGGCGAGCUCUUUGCUCUCCUCAUUCUGCUGACUCUGCAGAUGACUUCCUUCAGCCUCGCCGUCUUCGUUUCGCCAGGAGGCGUACCGGACCUCUCCGCAGAGGAAGAGGAACGCCUUCUCCUGCACCAACCCGCGAUGGACCACCACUGCCCGUGGAUUGACAACUGCGUCGGGUGGGGGAACCACAAGUACUUCAUGCUCGCUGUUAUCUACUCGUCCGUCCUGUCCGUCUACGUCGCCGCGACUAUGUUCGAAUCUGUUGCUAGAGCUGUGAAUUCUCCCUCGGAAACUUUUGCCGUCUUGUUCUGGCUUCUGUUCGGAGAGACGCUGGACAUUUUUCUCGGCAUUGUGGUGACGGGCUUUCUGGGCUUUCACCUUUACCUCGUGGUGAAGGGGAUGACGACAAUUGAGUUCUGCGAAAAGCAGUUCAGACAUUACCCCGCAUAUGCAGCGGAGCAACAGUCGAUGUGGACCCGCGGCGCGUGGAUCAAUUUCAAUGACACUUUCGGCUAUAAUCCUCUUCUCUGGUUCCUGCCUAUUGAUAAUCGGCCUGGCAACGGCAUGCAUUUCGUUCCUCAGCACCACUUCCGUUCCCCCGUGAUUGCGCAGAACAUGGGGGUGGGAUCCAGCGGAGGCAAAGAGCUGUGA
This is a messenger RNA of Neospora caninum, 996 nucleotides long. Its product is annotated as Os02g0819100 protein, related. The coding region runs from base 1 to 996 and encodes 331 amino acids. The transcript is spliced from 5 exons. NCBI's taxonomy places the organism in Eukaryota, Apicomplexa, Conoidasida, Eucoccidiorida, Sarcocystidae. The record is from RefSeq and is a predicted model, not a curated record. Gene Ontology annotation, biological process: peptidyl-L-cysteine S-palmitoylation; protein targeting to membrane. Gene Ontology annotation, cellular component: Golgi apparatus; endoplasmic reticulum. Gene Ontology annotation, molecular function: protein-cysteine S-palmitoyltransferase activity.